Epinephelus lanceolatus (giant grouper) is the source of this 7794-nucleotide messenger RNA. The record is from RefSeq and is a predicted model, not a curated record. NCBI's taxonomy places the organism in Eukaryota, Metazoa, Chordata, Actinopteri, Perciformes, Serranidae.
UCUCCUCUUUCCAUCAACUUCUUUAAUGUUUGCCGCAAUUCAGCUACAGUAAUCCAUUUGUUCUGUUUGACACAGUUCUGAAUGCCAGGUCAUGCAUAUUUUCCCCCAGAUUUUCCAGUUUUGCCGCACAGCUGUCUCAAACUUUGUCUUGCCAUUUGUAUUUACGCAGUUUCCCUCUUCUUCCUACUCAGAUUUGUCACUGUUAUGUUGUGUUUGCCCUCUAGAGGUGACCCUGGCGCUACUAGAUGCGGCCACUGAUAAAGACGCAGAGGUCCAGGAACAGGUCAGAAAGUCUAUGUUGACCCUGGGAAAACAGCAGCCAGACAGAGUGUUAGCCAUGUGCCAGGACUACCUCCUUAAACACCCAAAGUUGGUCGUGAGCCACAGAGUUGUGAUUCUUCAGACUAUUGAGCUGAUUGUGGGGUGCAGGAUAGAGGAGAUAAGUUACCCCAGAAUAAAGAGUAUCAUCACCUUGGCCUCAGAUGAGAUGACGCGAUCAAAGGAGGUCAUCCCUGAUUGGCAGCAGGCAGCCAGUAAUAUCUUGGUUGCUGUGGGUAACAAGCACAUCAAUGACAUCAUGGAGGAGAUACUAAGCAAGUUUCAGCCAGGGCUCCUUCCUCACUUCUUUGUGGUCCAGACACUAGCAAACCUUUCAGACUCCAACGUUUAUGGAAUGGUACCCUUUCUCAAUGCUAUUCUGGGCACCAUGUUGCCCAUGUUAAGCAUGGCCAAACAAGACAACAUGAAGUGGGUCUUCUCUUCUGCUCUGUGUCAUUUCAGCGACAGUAUCUUGGAGUACCUCGCCAACCUGGACAAAGCUCCAGACCCCACAGUCAGAAAAGACACGUUCUCUAGUGAAAUCUACACUGCUUUCGACAUCCUCUUUAAUAAUUGGUUACAAAGCAGGGAAUCUAAGUUGAGGCUAACAGUGGCUGAGGCAGUGGGCUCUAUGUGCCAUCUGAUGGCCAGCGAUAAACUGGAGGAGCAGAUUCCUAAACUCAUUCCUGCCAUCCUGUCCCUGUACAAGAAAAACAAUGAGCACUAUGUGAUUAGCAAGAGUCUGUGCCAAGUUCUUGAUGCUUCUGUCACCAUGGGCAGCAGGGUGCUGGAGACACAGCUGGACAAUCUACUUACUGCACUGCAUCAACAGGUGUCUGCACCUAUUGAUUACAGUAACCCUCCUACUGUCAAGAACCACAACGAGGUCCUGCGCUGCUUCAGCUUACUAGCGAACUCCUUUCCAGACCGGAUGGUCAUGUUUGUUCUUCAGAAGUUGGAGAACAGUAAUGAGCGAAGCAGGAUGGGCUCCCUGGCUGUCCUUCGGCACCUCAUCAACUCCAGCACUUCCACAAUGGACAGCAAGAAGCUGCUUAUUUUGGCCAGCAUCAGACAACCCAUGGCUGACCACAGCAACAAGGUCAAGAAGCGUGUUGUCCAGGUGAUCAGUGCGAUGGCUCAUCACGGCUACCUGGAGUUAGAUGGAGGGGAGUUACUGGUUCGAUUCAUCGUUCAACACUGUGCCUUACCUGACACAUAUCGGCGAGGCCAUAAGCCCAUAGAUCCAGAGGAGGUGACUAAUGAGGCACUGAGGACGAUGUGUGACAACACUCUUCAUCUCCUGACUACCACUGUUGGACGACUAGCUGAUGUGCUAUGGCCAAAGCUGCUGUACUAUCUGACCCCUUCACAAUACAGCAACGCUACCACUCCUCUGUGUAAGAGUCUGAUAGUGCUGGGCAACAAGAAGAAAAGUAGCCAGGAGCCCAGCUUCAACAUAGACUUUACACAGGAAGUGAAUCUUCCCUCUCCUCAAACGCUAAUGGUCAGACUGCUGGUGAAUGCAGCGUUCCCAUUCAGUAACAGAGGUCAUGGAGCUCCGUCCCUCUCUCUCCUUCAAACCCUCAGUGUCAACAUCCACCCCAAUACAGAGAUACUCUGGGAGAAAGAGAUACCUCCUCUGCUCUCAGUGUUAGAGGAGUCAACGGCAGAGAGCCUGGAUGAGAAGCACUGGGAGGAAAAGUUGCUAAAGCUCUUGUCCAAAACCCUGGCUACUAUUGAUGAUGACAAGUGGGUGAGUCACUUGGCAGUCGAAGCAACAAGAUACCUCUCCACGUAUAACAACGCCUUAGAGGAGAAGAGUUUCCUGUAUCGAUGUAUUGGAGUGACUCUUCAGCAGUGUUUCAAUAAGGAGGUGGUUAAAAAACAGCUGCAGGAAAUCCUCCUUGCAGCACGACACAAUGAUGCCGUUGAAAGAGAGGGAAUUGCAAUGGGUGUUGGCCUGUGUGCCAACAGCCACUUGGAGGGAACUCUGGCCAAGCUGGAAGAGUUCGGCAAGUCAGACGCCUUCAAGAAGUCACCAAGCAUCUUCAAUCUUCUCAAAGAACGUAAUGAUGUUGAGGUAGAGAAGGUGAAAAGCACAUUAAUCUUGUGUUAUGGUCAUGUGGCUCUGAACGCACCUCCAGAAAAGAUUCUGACCCGCAUUGAUCAAGACAUCCUGCGCUGCAUCAGUAAACACUUCAAUACCAAGGUUCUGGGGAUUAAAGUAGAGACAAAGGACCUGACUAUGAAACUCAGUUUGGUCCAGAGUGUUGGGCUCAUAGCCAAAGCCAUCAGUGAGUGUGUGAAGAAACAAGGCUACAUCUUCUCACGUAAACAGGAGCUCAUUACUGUUAUGCUGGAUUUUAUCAAGGCAGAGCCAGCUGAUUCUUUGAGGACUCCAGUACGCCAUCUUGUGAUGACCACCUGUGCCAACCUAAUGCCUCUGGACCCUGCGCUGAGUGAAAACGAGAGCUUUGACCUGCUGAAGGUGUGUGUGAACAGUGUGUUCUCCCUGCCAACUGAGACACACACUCCAGAGAAAACCAAAGAAGAGGACAUACUGGACCCCAAACAGAGAAAGGCAUUGUACAAAGACACGCUGACUGCACUGCAGGAGCUGCUGAAAAGUGUACUGGCCAAGGAUCCCACACCUGAUGGUCUGCAGAGUGUCUUCAAGCACAUUGAAUCAUGGUUGAGCUCUGCACAGGACCACGAGAGAGAGAGAGCUGUCACAGCUACUGCUCACAUACUGGCUUACUACCUGGAUAACCUGACUGUCAAGAACAUGGUGUCUUUCCACAACCUUGGAGCUCUGCUGGGUCGACUGUCUCCACGAUGCUCUGACCCUCACCCUGCUGUACGCACUGCUGCUGUGGACUGUAUAUACUCACUGCUUUACAUACAGCUACGCUAUGAAGGUUUCUCUCUGGAUUACAAGGAUGAAGCUGUGGACGGUCUGUUACCCCUAAAAGACAAACUAGAAAACCCUGACCAUUCAGUUCUAUAUAAGGCCUGCUCUGACCUCACCAAGGUGAUGAGUAAGCGUCUGCCUCAGCAGCAGCUGACGACGCUGGUGUUCAUGUUGUUUGAAGGGCUGGUUGACAGUCAGGCAAACUGCUGCAGAGCCUCAUCUGUCAUCCUUAAUACUCUGCUGAAGAACAGAGGAGGGGGACUUCAAGAGCUGGUCCCAGAGAUGCUGGAGGUGCUACACGUGCGUUUGCAGAGCAUCACAGAGGAGCAGGUGAGAGUGGCAGUGGGACAGACUGUACUAAUCCUGGCUUCUCAGCAUCUACAGACUGUUAUCAAUACACUGAUUAACCAACCACUUCCUUAUGACAGCUGGACCAGCGAGAUGUGGAUGGCCUUGGGAGCAGACCCCAUUGUAGCCAAUCAGAUCAUUGAGAUGGUGAUGGAGAAGCUUCUCAUCAUGGCGCCCUACGUAGACCAGAGGGAGUCAGUCAUCAGAGGAGGGACAACAAAGGUGGCCACCAAUCAGCCACUGGCUAUGACAUGUGGUCUCAAAGAACUGCUAUUAAAUGGCCAGAGUCAGGAGCCGGCAGUCAGUCAGUUCCCUCAGCUCUUCUCCUGUCUCACCGUCAGACUCGGAUCAAGUGUUGGGGUCUCAGCACCGAAGGACAACAACACUAAACACACCGCCUCCCUCCAUGUAGCAGGGGUAGCAGCUGAUGCCCUGCGAAUCUUGUUAGCGCGGGCUCAGUUAGAUGAGGUGAUGAAAAGGCUGGAUGAGGAUAAGGCCUGGGACGCAAUGAAGGAACAGAAUACACACAUUACUGGAGUUACGCUACUGGCAAGGGCAAUGGCUAAGCAUGCUGGUCCAAGGUUGCCCACCAUUGUGGAGUGUCUGUGUCCCUCCUUGAACAACAUCUAUGAAUGCCAGAGAAUCACAGUCACUGCUUUCUUCUCUGAGCUCUUAAACCAUCAUGUGGUGACGGAGUUGAUGUUGAUAGAUGUGUUAAUGAACAACAUGAUGGAGAGGAUAUCAGAUCCCUGUUGUAAUGUCCGCAUGUUGGCUGUGCGGGGGCUCGGCAAUAUAGCCGUGGGAUCACCUGAAAAAGUGAACAAAUAUGCCAAAGAGCUGCUGGCAGCCAUGAGUUCAGGCAUGGAGGAGAAAGACGAUCCAGGUAAGCUGAUUACCCUCGAGGCCAUGUCUGGUCUCUCUAAAGUUCUCCUCUAUCUGGACAAAAAGAACGUCCACUUACUAGUGGUCUAUAUCUUCAUGAAGAUUAAACCGUUCUUGGAAAGUGAGAAUGAUGAGAUCCGCUGUGCUUCCAUCCAUCUAAUGGGGAAUCUGUCCAAGUUUGGCUCAGGAGAGCCAGUGUUCAAAGACCAGAUCCACAAUGUUCUGGUCAGCCUGCUGUUACACCUGGUUGACCCAAACCCAGAGGUGGUCAAGGCAUGCAAGUAUUCAAUGCGAGUGUGUGCUCCGGUGGUGGGAUCGGAGCAGAUCACAGCCAUGUUUCAGAACCACCUCCACGAAGACAAGAGCUUGCACUACGGAGAGUUCAUCAAUGACCUUACCAAGUACCUGAUUCAGGACUUUCCAGGCAUGCUGAACUUUUAUCACAUCUCAGUCAUCCAGUUCUUCAAGAGCAACUGGCCUGAGGUCAGAGCAGGAGCUGCCAUGUUUAUAGGGUUUCUGCUCGGGAAUCUUCCAGAGGAGCAUUUCUCCCACCUCAACAUGGGCACCAUCACUAAAGGUUUAGUGAUGCUGCUCCAAGAUCCAGAUCCUGUGGUGAGAGUGAAGGCUGCUGAGGCCAUGGGACAUUUCCACUGACACACAACACGCACACACACACACACACACACACACACACACACACACGCACACACACACACAUACACAAAGACAACGACCUACAUACAAAUCUCAGUGUUUCCUUUAGUCACAAGUGGUAGGUUGCCGCUACAUAGAAGACAAGAAAAGUAAUAUUUAUGAUUUGGAUUGCAGUUUACAGAAACAUUUAGAGCCUGGCAUUUAAAUGUGCAGUCAUUAUAAGUGUUCAAGUAAUGCAAAUGCACCCUUCAUUAAAACCAAAACAGGGACCAAAGCAGGAAGAGCCAGAAGCCAAACUUUAAGAUUUACCAAUGUCACGAAACCAUACAAAAUCAACACUGAUAGUACUUAUCCAUACGCACAAAUGCACAUAUAUUUAGCCGUUAGCAGCUUCGUUUGACGCUUAACUAUGGUACUUGAAAGGAGGUGAUAAUUCUUAACUUUAUUUUAGUGACCAAAGACUGUGUUGCUCUUUACAGAGACGUCGUCUGCAGUGUUUAGCAUUCUGUCAGAGUGACAGUACCAGAGAUAUACUGUGUUCUAUCAAUGAAAUACACCAUGUACCGAGACGUUUCUAAUGCAAAUGAUAAAACACAUUUGAACUUAAGUAAAAAGUUUUUUAAAAUUGAUAUAGUUUCUUCAAAUGUUAUGUGAAAAGAACAGUAAUGUGCAUUUAAAGUACAUGAGGACAGUUCCACAUGACUGGUAGCUGAAGUGUGUGUGUGUGUGUGUGUGUGUGUGUGUGUGUGUGUGUGUGUGAAGUUGUACCAGCAUUUCAUGAUAGUGUUGUGGAUGUUAGUUUUAGUUUGAGACAAUCUCUUUUAGAGAUAGUUCCAAUGAAGCGGGCUUGGUAUUAGUGUCAAAAACACACUCCCUCUGAUUAACAUGUUUGGAUUUUUUUUACAAUCUGAGCUUUAUCCCCACCAAAUACACGACACCGUCAGUAAGUUAAUGUGAUAUGAUAUAUAAACUGCUAAAAAUGCUGGACAGCUGAGUUAGUUUUGUGUGAAGGAUGUACCUGAAAGAAAACAGGAUGGUUACGGUCUCAUCACGUCAAUUAAGUCAAGUAGUCCCGGUCAUCUAGCCAGCAAUAACCAGUCAGUAACUACUUUUACUUUUAACUUUAUAACCAAUCUCUAUCAGCAGGACUCGUGCAUACUAACAGUCCUGCUUUUGGAGUGGUGCAGUAGCUAACAUGAACUGGCUCGUUUAGAACAGAGUAAAGAUGGUUUAGCCACGAUUUUGAACCACAUGGAUGUAUUGGUGCCAGGCUCACUUCGCUAUUUACAAAUCAUUGCCACCGCUACAACUUAAUGGCCGCACUUGCUGGCAUGACAAGAAUUCCUUUGGUCCACCUGAGACGGCUGCUUUGACUGCUCUUUCUUUAUUCUGCACACAUUUUAUGAUUUAUUUUCACAUUACCGGUCACAAGAGCGUUCAGCCACGUUCUGUAUGAGCACUAAUUACCACAAGAACGGUGCCAGGCAUUCUGUGGCAGCCAUGAUAAACGCAUCUGCCAACGGAUGUGGUGAUUCUUAUCGUCUUAGUCAGUUGCAUCGCCAUUUAACAUAUAUCUGUGAGAGGUGAAUAUUACGUUGUUAGCCAGGUUAAACCUACAGUCCGAAGUCUGAACCAGCCAGUUCCUGUCAAUCAAACUAUUACUUAACCAAUGUUGUUAGGCAGAACAGACCAGUGUAGCCAGUUAGUGCCAAAUGUUCACUGAUAAAAUAUAUUAUAACAUAUAAUAGCACCAUAGAGAUGCUGUAAAUGAUUUUCUCUUUGAAUGCACUUAAUGUUGUUUCUAUGUCAUUAUUCCAUCAAAUGUUUGUACAGUUUUAGGCUACAGCUAUUGGUUUGCAGGUCUCUUACUAUCGUGUAAAUAUACGUGUGAGUGCUGUAUUGUGUAAGGAUGUCUUUAUGUUACUGAAACAUUUAUGUCUCCAAAUUAAUUCACUCAAAUGCCAACAAGAAGGAGUGCGAAAAUAAUCCAUUAUAUGUCUUUAUUUUAAUCCAUUUGGUGACAGAAAGCAUCACAUAGAGAGUCAGGUGAAAGCAAUAUUGUUUGUUGUAGAAUACAUGAUUAUAUGUUUGUCUACCUUAAAUAUUUCUGUUGCACUUUCAUGCUCUGUCAUGUAAUCCCUAAUUUUUAAGAACUGAAUUGCAAAUGAGGAGCUGAACCUGUUUAUACUUUUAUCUUAAUUUUAAUUUUCUUCACAACAGAUGAGACUUUUUUUUGCCCUUAGGUAAUUGACAAAAGCUGGUUUCAGCUUAGUUUUUAAUUAUGUAACAGGAAAGAAAAUGUUUUCCCUAAUGUGUAGAAAAAAGCCAACAUUCAUACUGUAAAAUUAUCAGUCAAUUAUAUUGUAUUAGACCUUCAACAAACGGGCUCGUGGCUUCCAGCACUUUCUAACACUAUGGCUUGGUUUAGGGUGAAUGGUAAAUAUAAAUAAUGUUCUGAGUUUUAAAAGCUGUUUGAACUUUAUACCAUUGAUAUAAUUUUUUCAUGUCAUCUAUCUGUUUUUUAACAUGUUGAAUGCUGUUAAUGUCCCAGUGUGUGUGACACGUGGCUCCAUGUGUGAAUGUGUGCAUGUCAUUUUUCAUGUUACUGGAUCAGAGGAGAGAGUGGAUGACGGCAAUCAGUGUAUUUAAAAUGAAGAAAUAAACAUCCAUCAAAAAUAUAA